AAUGCACCGCCCUGUCCUGUCCUGUCCUAUCAGCACUGCACCGCCCUGUCCCGACCUGUCCUGUCCUAUCGGCACUGACCGCUCCGUCCUACCUGUCCUGCCCUGCCAUGUCCUGUCCUGUCCUAUCGGCACUGACCGCUCUGUCCUACCUGUCCUGCCCUGCCGUGUCCUGUCCUGUCCUGCUGGCACUGACCGCUCUGUCCUACCUGUCCUGCCCUGCCGUGUUCUGUCCUGUCCUGUCCUGUCCUGCCGGCACUGACCACUCUGUCCUACCUGUCCUGCCCUGCCAGCACUGACCGCUCCGUCCUACCUACCUUGUCCUGUCCUGCCCUGUCCUACCGGCACUGACCGCUCUGUCCUACCUGUCCUGCCCUGCCCUGCCUUGUCCUGCCGGCACUAACUGCUCUAUCCCACCUAUCCUGUCCUGCCCUGCCCUGUCCUGCCUGGGGGACUCUCGAAGAUCAUGGCUGCCCGGCCUGUCCCUGCUGCCCUGCAUCCAGCCAGUUGCCCAGGGUCCCUCAUACACUUUUCCCCACCUCAGAGCCGAAUAUCCCCGGCACAGAGCCCCGGAGCUCUGGGCCGGGGCCAGACGCCCCCGCAGAGUGCUGGCCCGGGGCCUCGGCGCCGGGAGCCCCAGUGCUGGGCCGUGCCAGCGAUGGCUGCGGAUCUCAUCACGGUGAAGGCUGCCCGGGGGGACACCGCGGGGGCAGGGCCGGCCUUGCAGAAAGCGUCCGGCAGCGGGAUGGCGGGGCUGGCACUGCCCGUCUGCCUGAUCCUCGCUGCCGCCCUGCAGGGCGGCCUGAGCCGGGCACCGGGGCCCCUGGCCCGCCCCGGCCCCCUGCUCCUGCGGCUGCGGCGCCUGGAGGAGCAGUUUCUCCGGCUCCAGGAGGUGACCCUGAACCAUCUCCAGAGCAUCGCCAGCAACUACAACGUCUCCUACAACAUCGAUGAACGUUUCCAGGCGCUGGCGGAGCAGGCGGAGGCGGCCGGCGCUGCCCGGGCCGCCCUGGGUGCCGAGCUGGCCCGCGUGGCCAGCGCUGGCCGGCGGCUGCGCCGCAGGCUGAAGAGGCUGGAGGGGACGGUGGGUGCCCUGGGCCCACCACACGGCCUGCUCACCCCCCUGCCGUCCGCACCGGUGGAGGCUGGCACCGAACCGCAGGGUCUGCCAGACACGGCCCGGAGCCGGGGCGGCCAGCAGGAGCAGCAGCCCCCGAGCCAGGCUGCCCGCAGCGCCCCCGGCCCGCACCGCCCGAAGGCGAGGCGCUGGCAGCAGCACCGGCAGGAGGAAGGGCACCGGCUGCCGGCUGAUGCCGGGCCCGGGGGAGCGCCCGGGGAGGAUGAGGAGAGCCCUCGUGAUGCAGCACCAGGACCCCAGGCCGUGGCACCGCUGCUCCCCACCGUGACUGCGGUGCCCCGGGAGCAGCCCCCAGGCCCCCAGCAGCCGGGGGAGGGUAGGUACGGACCCCCCGCCCCUGUGCCCACCUCCCCCGCCUGUCGCACCGGUGCCGUCCUCCUCUUCCCCAACACCUCCGCUGAGCCCGGGGCCGUCCUGGAGCUGGGGCCACACCGGGGGCUGCGGGCGAUGUCACUCUGUGCCUGGCUGGCCACCCCAGCGCCGCGCCUCGGUUCUCUCCUCUCCUACGCCGCCGAGGACGGGCGCAGCGAGCUGGCCGUGCAUGGCCACGCCGGGGAUCGCCCUGGCUCUGCGCGCUUCGUCGUGGGGGACGGGCAAUUUCGGGAGCUGCCGGUGGUGCCGCUCCUGGAUGGCAAAUGGCACCACCUGUGCCUCACCUGGUCCUCCGGCCAGGGCCAGUACCGCUUCUACGUGGACAGGAGGCUGCUGGCUGCCGGCUCCGGCUUCCAGCGGGGCCACGAAAUUCCCGCUGGUGGCUCGCUGGUGCUGGGCUGGGGGCAGGACCGCCCCAACGUGGACUUCGGCAUUGCAGAAGCUUUUGUGGGACACCUGGCUAGCUUCGCUCUCUGGAGACGGGCUCUCCUGCCCGGGGAGGUGGCCAGAAUGGCCACCGGGCGGGGGAUGCCCCGUGGCCCCCUCCUCACGCUGGCCGAUGCCUCCCUGCAGGGCGGGGUGCGGAGGGUGGCGUGUCCCUGCCUCCAGCGCUGCCUUUGACGAGGCUGACAGCAGGAAUGGUGCCGGCUGCCAGCGGUCACGGCUGGCUCAUGAAGCCUCUCCCGACGUGAGCUGAAUCCUCCCAGGGUGAUGGGACACCCAGCAGGGAGGGCGUGUCGGGACCGGCACCAGCGGAGGGGGGGAAAGGGGUCUUGGCAGCCAGUACGGCAGAGGUGGGACCAAAGCCAGAGGUCGCCUGCUCCUAGAGGAUGUACAGCCCAUGGUUCCUAUUAAAAUGCUCCGAACAUUAGAGAAAC
Messenger RNA from Prinia subflava (tawny-flanked prinia), 2385 nucleotides. RefSeq names its product pentraxin 4 (gene PTX4). The record is from RefSeq and is a predicted model, not a curated record. The transcript has 2 exons. Lineage: Eukaryota; Metazoa; Chordata; Aves; Passeriformes; Cisticolidae. Bases 464 to 2128 code for a protein of 554 amino acids.